AUAUGGAUAUAGCUUUGUAUUUGGUCCACUCAGAGUAGAAAUAUACAGAGGAAGGAAAUGGCGUCUCAAUUCUUCAUACCAUCAGCAAACGUCACCAGUAUCGGCGGAGAUGCCGUUUAUGUAGCGACAGUGCCGCUCAGAGCAACGGGUGGUCCACCACAGCUUAUCAUGUCAAUGGCCUACUCACUAAAUAUAUGGAAUUUACAACAUUUCAUGGUUCUCAUCAAACCAUCUUCUUCAAUUCCUCAAGAGGUAAUCGUGUUUGAUUUCCAGCCUGUUAAUCCAGAAAGCAUAGAAGCAGCAGUAUCAAUUAUAUCAGGAAAAUCGGUUCCAGGAGUAGUGAUGCAAAGAAAGUUGAAGAAUGUUCCUAAACAAAGAUGUUGGAUGGCUGGAUCACCCAAAGGGAACAAUGCCAUGGAAAUGGCAAUUGAGUUUAAUAGCUCAUGGGAGACUGAUCUUAGAGUUGGCUUUCAUGAUUGCCGACAUUAUACCAAUGAACUUGUUCAACAUCUUACCGGAGAAAUACAAAUUGUUGAGCGACUCACAAAAAGCAUCAGCAGUUAGCUUCCACCUCAAGAAUGGAUAAAUGGCGAGCACCUGAAAGUAUAUUUUAAGUUUUAACUCGUUAGUAGAUUAUACUCCUUUGCUCCAGAAUCGCUGGUUUUGUAUUUCAUUACCGCUGAUAUACUUAGAAUCUGAAGAAAGAUGCAAAAUAUUAAAUAAAAACAAGAUUUAUUGAAA
Molecule: messenger RNA, 741 nt
Organism: Brassica napus (rape)
Lineage: Eukaryota; Viridiplantae; Streptophyta; Magnoliopsida; Brassicales; Brassicaceae
Exons: 4
Coding region: 58-564 (168 amino acids)
Source: RefSeq, a predicted model, not a curated record